CGCCUUCUUUUUGCUGUGGGUUUGACCAACUUAGCAGCGCUUUUAAAAUCAGGCCGUGUUUACCAAAGACACACUUCUAUCGUUCCAGUUGUUGCUGACGUUCACAAAGCUGUUAUCAUGGUCCAACAAAUUAAAGAUAAGGCUGAGUUCGACACUUUGCUGUCAAAGGCAGGAAAUAAGCUGGUGGUGGUGGACUUCACAGCCACAUGGUGUGGCCCCUGCGUGUAUAUUGCUCCAUUAUUCGAGAAACUGGCAAAUGAAAACGCAGAUGUGAUUUUCGUGAAGGUGGAUGUGGAUGCUGCAAGAGAUGUGAGUGGUGCCUGUGGUGUUAGAUGUAUGCCCACAUUCCAAUUCUACAAAAACGGAGAGAAGGUGCACGAGUUCUCUGGUGCAGAUGAGAAGGAACUUGAAGACAAAGUGAAAGAACUCAAAUAGACUAAAGAGUCUGGGUCCAAUCUACACAUAACCACAUUAUUCAAACCCCAAAGUCAACUGUUACCCAACUGAACACACCUAAGCAGCAUAAUCAUUAUUAUCCCACACAGGCAAUAGUCACUACCUGACAAAAACCUGCUGUCUCACUUCUUACUUCCUUAACUUUUGGCUAAAUAUCAAAUUUCAGUCUGGUUAAAACUUUUAGCCUUAUGCUGUAUGCUAAUGGACAGAUCACCUGAGAACCUCUGUAGGUUUUGUUUUAAAUAAUGUGGAAAUAAUAAAUGAAUGACUCUCA
Molecule: messenger RNA, 730 nt
Organism: Nothobranchius furzeri (turquoise killifish)
Lineage: Eukaryota; Metazoa; Chordata; Actinopteri; Cyprinodontiformes; Nothobranchiidae
Product: thioredoxin
Cellular component (GO): cytosol
Molecular function (GO): protein-disulfide reductase activity
Source: RefSeq, a predicted model, not a curated record